AUGGUAUAUUCUACCAGCCGUCAAUCCACGGCCGAAGACCAUGAGCUGCAACCUUUUUAUGGCAGGGACAACUCUUCUCAGCCUGAUGCCGCGCAGUCGCUCUCCUCUAACGAGGAUCAUCAUACACCGAUGCUUGGUCAUCCGAAGCAACUUGACGAUCGUUCCCCUAAGAUGGAGUCGGAAAAUCCUGAGCAUAAGCCGUAUCUCAAGCGUGUGUACGACAAGCUUGUAAGAGGACACAAGUACGCUGAAAUUGGUCCGUUGCAGCCGGAUCUCCACCAACGCGCAUGGCGUACUGGUGUAAAGUCGGCUACCUUGGGUGCAACAGUAAUCUUCAUUUUGAACGCGGGCAUAACUUUAUUCAUUGCCACUCGCUGCAGCAAAAUAUCCUUCCUGGAUUCUGGACUUCAUGUCGGUAUCAAUAUCCUUAGCACCGCCUUUCUCAGCGCUAUCAACUUUGUCAUGCAGAUCCUGAACGCUCCUUCCAGAAGUCAGCUCGACGAUCGUCACCAACUGGGCAUGUCACUUGACAUUGGCAUCCCAUCGUUCAAGAACGUUCUUCGAGUUGGAUGGCUUCAGGGAUUUCUCUGGUUUUUUAUUGGGAGUUUCGGCUAUCACACUACAUCUCUUGCAGCCUACACGUGA
This is a messenger RNA of Mollisia scopiformis, 645 nucleotides long. RefSeq lists its product as uncharacterized. The coding region runs from base 1 to 645 and encodes 214 amino acids. The record is from RefSeq and is a predicted model, not a curated record. The transcript is spliced from 3 exons. Lineage: Eukaryota; Fungi; Ascomycota; Leotiomycetes; Helotiales; Mollisiaceae.